AUGGUCAACGACGAAGAGUCUCGGCACGCUUUGGUGUCCGAAGAGACGCCAUUGCUCGCAGACACUAGCAUUGAAGAGACAACAGCAGCAGGAGCACAGAAUGGCUCUGGAAACGAUGACAAUGUUGCGCCGACUCCUCUCUCAGGGAAGCGCGCGGUGGUGGUUGCUUUCGCAGUUGCAUGUCUCUUAUUUAUUCAGGCUACCAAUAUUACAACAAUUUCAACAACCCAAUCGGAUAUCGCUGCAGAUCUCGACGCUUUCUCCAACACGCCGUGGCUGACAUCAUCGUAUAUGAUUUCCGUCGCUAGUCUCACACCAGUCGGGGGCCGUCUAUCGCAGAUAUUCUCCCUUCGCUCAAUUCUAUCCCUAUCGAGUUUUCUCAUAUCGGUCGGUUUAUUGAUUACAGCCACUGCUCAGAGAUUUCCGGUCUUUAUUGUUGGCCGCGUCAUUACUGGAUUGGGGUCUGCUCUGAUAUACUCAACGCAAACUAUAAUCGCAUUGGAACUGUCUUCAAAGAAAAGACGAGGCCUUCUCAUAGGAUGCGUAUAUACCACCGUCACAGUGGGCAUUGCAGCAGGCGCUAUAAUAGCCGGCGCCAUGGCUCCGAGGUUUGGAUGGCGUUCGCUAUAUUAUAUACAAUCUCCGAUGUGUUUUGUCCUCACUCCGAUCCUAUACCUAGCAAUUCCGCCAACCGGCCAGGACAAAGAGUCCGGACCCGAGUCUUUCAAGAAGAGACUCGCGCGAAUUGACUACUGGGGAAUUCUAACGAUGACUGCAGCAAAUGUUCUGUUGCUCUAUUCACUUUCCAGGCCCAACAUCUCCUAUACAUACAUUGCGAUUUCUCUAGUUUUGUUCGCCAUUUUCGUGGCAGUUGAAUCAACACCUGCCAUCGCCGCCGAGCCUAUAGUUCCAAUUUCAAUCGUCCGUUCUCGCGGAGUUUUAUUGUCUGGUAUAUCAUCGACCGGCAUUAUGAUGGCCCGAUGGGCAAUUCUAUUCUACUUACCGGUCUACGGUAUUGCAGUCCGCGGGUGGAGUCCCGCAGAAGGAGGUGUUAUUAUGAUCCCGACCAAUGCUGGUUUUGCUUUGGGUGGCCUUUUGGUGGGCUGGAUACACAUUCGAAAGGCUAAAAGCUACUAUAUAUCAUCCUUGGUCAUUUCAAUACUCUUCAUGCUGAGUUGUCUCUCGAUUGCUGUUCUCUCAACUCCCAAUUCAUCCGUCAUUCUUUAUGCGAUUGUGCUCUUCACAAACGGAUUCACCUGUGGAGCAUUUCUCAACUACACCGUAUCGCAUGUGCUGCACCUCACAUCACCUUCAACGCAUUAUAUUGUCACCGGUCUCAUCUCGACAUUCCGGUCAACCGCCGGUAGUUUUGGAUCUGCCAUCGGUGGCGGUAUUUUCUCGCGAGUAUUGAGACGCCGCCUCGAAGAAGGGUUCGCUGCCGGUAGCUACGACGACCGCGCCACCCCUGAUAAUCAACAGGAAUUGAUUCGAAAGCUAAUGGGCAGUCCCGCUCUAGUGUGGCAGCUAGAAGGCUAUGAGAAACAAGCCGCCAUUUCGGCAUACCAGGAUGCGCUCAGGACAAUGUUCUUGGCGGGUGCCGCGUUGGUGUUGUUGAUGACAUUUACCCAGGCGGGUACUGGGUGGACUCCUCCUGUUGAAGUUGAGGACAAUGAAGUCGUUGCUAACGCACAUGAGCAUGAGGAUUGA
Molecule: messenger RNA, 1707 nt
Organism: Talaromyces marneffei
Lineage: Eukaryota; Fungi; Ascomycota; Eurotiomycetes; Eurotiales; Trichocomaceae
Exons: 6
Coding region: 1-1707 (568 amino acids)
Biological process (GO): transmembrane transport; basic amino acid transport
Cellular component (GO): fungal-type vacuole membrane
Molecular function (GO): basic amino acid transmembrane transporter activity
Source: RefSeq, a predicted model, not a curated record